UGUAGUCCAAAACAUCUGGAGGGCACCAGGUUGGUGAACACUGAAAUAGGCGACAGCUGAAUGAAUCCAUGUCCACCCUGUCCCUCGCCGCAUUGGGCGAUUUAAAGACACAGUUCAGAACUCCAGGCUACAACUGCCAAUUCCUAGUGAACUGCUGUUUUGCUUUGGUGACUUGCAACUGUUGUCUCUCACUCAAGUCAGGCACAGAGCCAGACUUGAACAAAUAAUAAAUUACGUCCAGUGUGGGCAUGAUUCUCUCCCUGCCCCGUUCAUCCUUAAUUAAAGGUCUCUUGAGGAAAGGCAUAGUAGUAGCAGGUGGGCCCCCACUAUUUGGGAGGAGCUAGCCGGUCUUGCAGGACUGAGGCUUAGCACGACCCAGAAUAGGGUAAGAAUGCUCGAUGUCACAUCCCAGAAUUUGCAGGCCCACAUUGAGAGGGAGCAACAUAACGCUUCUUGCUUGCCCAGAUGCAAGACAGAGAGGGGUGUGUGAGUGUGUGUGUAGAAACUAGCCUACUGAACAUUCACACUCAUUGCUCUGCCUCCUUUUGUCCCUGCCCCUGCCCACCACUGGCAUGUGGUCCCUGGAAGCUUGCCCGGAUGGGGAUGUGGCCCUCGGGCUGAAAGAAAGAUUAGAUGUAGCUAAUCACCUUGACAGGAAAUGCCUACUGAGGCAGAUGUAGGCGGCUUUUCAGCUGAUGGCUGCUACCUCUUUGUUUGUUGUUUGGCAGUCAGUGCAAGGAGCAGCUAAAUAGACAACUGAUCCCUCACAAGCGUCCACCUGCCUGGGAAGUUACUGGAGAGGCAUUAGCUAGCAAAGUGCACAGAAGGAAUCCCAUCACAGUUGAGAGACAGGCUUUGCCGCCUGGCAAGCCAACCACCACGCUUGGCACCCUUAAAGCCAGCUCACACAAUUGGCACAUCCCAGGCGCAGCACUCUUCCUGGGCACGAUAGUGGCUGCGGCCCCCAACACAACAGAACAGGCUACCUAUUUCCCUCUGAGACUCCCCCUCCCUCAACAAAUCAUUUCCCCCUGCAAUAAAUCCACCCCCACUCUCGAUCUUCAUGGUCCUGACAACUUCUCUUUCAGUUAAUUAUUUUCCGUGUCUUCCCCCAGCUUAAAGAGUCGGGAGUUGGACAAAGCUCGGAAUUUAAACUCAGCUGCUAUCCAAACAUCAGCCACUACCUCGCUGGUCUGCCACAACUCUUCAACACCCGAGUACUUUGCCACAAGAUAGCGCCCUGCUUUCCCCGGCGGGCCCAGCAGGCGCCGCUGUCCCGUUUUGCAGGCCUGCCCUGCUGCGGGCUGAGCUGCUCACUCCAGGCCGGGGAUUGACAGGCCUCUCGCAGGAGACGAAAGGAGGCGGAGGCAACCAUCGCAGACGCUAAGAGGCAGCCGCGAGAAGCCUGCGAGGUCGGAGCCGCCUCUGCCUUGCAAUCCGCAGCCAUCCUGACCCCCGAGCCCCCAAUCUCCCCCGCCACCCGGCUCCCCAGGCACGUCUGGCUCCCUACAACCACCACAGGCAGAUCGAGAGCGGCGCAGAGAGAUUUCUUUACUAGAUGACAUUUCAUCGCAAUGUCCGAUCGUUUGGGGCAAAUAACCAAGGGAAAGGAUGGGAAAAGCAAGUACUCGACUCUCAGCCUGUUUGAUAAGUAUAAAGGAAAGUCAGUAGAAGCUAUCAGGACUACAGUUAUUCCUAGACAUGGCUUACAGAGUCUUGGGAAAGUUGCUACUGCCCGGCGCAUGCCACCUCCUGCCAACUUGCCAAGUUUGAAGUCUGAGAACAAAGGAAACGACCCCAAUAUCAUCUUAGUACCUAAGGACGGCACAGGAUGGGCAAACAAGCAGGACCCGCCAGAGCAAAAGAGUUCCAGUGCCACGGCCGCACAGCCGCAGGAGUCGCUGCCGCAGCAGGAUUUGCAGAAAUCUGUCUCCAGUUUACAGAAGCUGACACAGUCAAUCAGUCAGGAGAAUACAAAUUCAGUCCCAGGUGGGCCAAAGUCAUGGGCACAGCUGAAUGGAAAGCCAGCCGGACAAGAAGUUGGUUCAAGGGCCUCAAGCCGACUGUUAUCCUUCUCUCCCGAGGAGUUUCCAACGCUGAAAGCAGCUGGCGAGCAGGACAAGGCUGGCAAAGAAAAGGGCGUCUUAGAUCCGUCGUAUGGGCCCGGACCAAGCCUCCGCCCGCAGAAUGUCACUAGCUGGAGGGAGGGGGGCGGCAGAAACAUCACCUCUGCCACAUCUUUGGCCGCCUCCCUGACCGAGCUGGGCUGCAAGACCUCUAGUGCAGGAGACGGAGCCCCCUCCUUGGCGAACGCCAGCGACCUUAAAGAGCCUGCUGUCCGCCCGACACAGCCUGUCCGCAAAGGGGCUUCGCAGUUCAUGGCAAACGUGUACCAGCCCCCAACUUACCACGACAUGCUCCCUGCUUUUAUGUGUUCAAACCAGCCAUCUGAGACCCCGGGGGCGCUGGACCGUGGGUCCUUCCCCCUCCCGCAGUUUCGCCUGGAACCCCGCAUCCCAUUCAGACAAUAUCAGAGCAGCGACCAAGAUGGAAAAGAAAAUCGCCCCGGGAUCUCACGCCCGGCUCGUCCCGCCCGGCCACAAGGGGAGCGAGUUCCCCGACCCACCAUCAUCAAUGCAGAGAACCUGAAGGGGCUGGAUGAACUUGACAAUGAUGCAGACGAUGGCUGGGCAGGAAUCCACGACGAGGUCGAUUACUCUGAGAAACUGAAGUUCAGCGAGGAUGAGGAGGAGGAGGACACUCACAAGGACGAAAGGCCAAAAUGGAACAGCUGGGAUCCCAGGAGGCAGCGGCAGCUGUCCCUGAGCUCUGCAGACAGCGCAGAUGCCAGGCACCCCCCAGACGAAGCAAAGAACAGCCUGUCCCGGCCGAUUCGCAAAGCGUCUGAUAUCUUGCCUCCUUCGAGGAAGGUGAACGGCUGGGCUCCCCUUACGGACUAUCAGAAACCUUCCCUGGCGACCCUCCGGCAGCAAUCGUCUGACGACAAGGAGGAGAAGCUUCCCCCGAGGCAGAAGUUCAUCCACUCCGAGAUGUCCGAGGCUGUUGAGCGGGCCAGGAGGAGGCGUGAGGAGGAGGAGCGGCGAGCGCGGGAAGAGCGACUGGCUGCCUGCGCUGCCAAGCUGAAGGAGCUGGAUCAGAAGUGCAAGCUGGCGCAGAGAGCGGGGGACGGCCACAAGCACGCAGAGAGCGAAGAGCCCAGGCCCUCCAGCACGGAGAAGAAUGCCGCACUGGAGAUCAGCCAUGUGAUCCGGAGAGCAAAUCCCGAGUUUCAUACCCAGGAAUCUUCUUCGGGUUACGUGGAAGAGGAGACCCCGGCUGUGUUGACAGCCCACCGGAGCAGCAGUGAGGAGGAACUCCGAGAGGCUGCGUCUCCAGCACAGGAGUUCAACAAGUACCCGAAAUUGCUUCCCCCGCGGUUCCAAAGGCAGCAGCAACAGCAGCAGCAGGAUCAGCUGUAUAAAAUGCAGAGCUGGCAGCAGUCCCAGGUCUACCCUCCCACCUCCCACCCUCAGCGGACCUUCUACCCACCCCAUCCUCAGAUGCUGGGCUUCGACCCCCGUUGGAUGAUGAUGCCUUCCUACAUGGACCCUCGUAUGGCCCAGGGGCGCCCCCCAGUGGAUUUCUAUCCCUCCACCCUUCAUCCCUCAGGGAUUAUGAAGCCGGCGGCCCAGCAGGAUCCCAUGAACGGGAGCAGCUGUCCAUCGAAGGAGCAGAACUGCCAGCCCUCGGUGCAGCCAGAGAGGAAAGCUGUUCCCGGGGAAGCCUCCCCAUCUGUAUGGGGGCAAGAGAGCUACACCCCCUUGCAGAGCAAAGGGUGCCCCGUUUCACGCCCAAAGCAGACCGAGGGCAUGGCCAGCGAAAGAUUGCAUUCCAGAAACGACACCUCUUACUUGACACAGUCCAGCAUAAACCCUCAGCGCGAUCUCUUUGAGGAGCCGGGAGAAGACUACUUAAACUCCUUUGACAAGAAGCCCCAGGCAAAUUAUGACAGCUGCAUCGGCUCCUCCCAAAGGGUGAGCCAGGAUCGCCUCUUCCAGCAUCAAGAGUGUGCUCCCUCUGACGCAUGCGUUGCUGACACUUGUCAUGUGAACCUGAGGAACACCCCCUUGGAAGCCAGCAUGAUCCAUGAUAAGAAGCCAGAAUUCAAUGGCUGGGAUGCUGGCCAUUAUCAGAAAUCCUCAGAGGGGACAACUUCUGCAGAGGAAGAGGCGUGCCGAGACGAGCAAUCGUUUGGUGCCGAGACGUGGAAGAAAGACGGGUCCACUGGCAAGCAGAAUGCUGUUGAGCCAGGAUGGUCUCCUGAGAGCCGAAAUGCCGGCGGCCAGCAGCAGCAGCAGCAGCAGCCCCAGGAACAAACAGGGAGGGCUCGCAGAUCUGGCCCAAUUAAGAAGCCAGUUCUGAAAGCUCUCAAAGUUGAAGAGAAGGAGAAAGAGCUGGAAAAGGUGAAAGCGGACGGGGAAGAAGCUUCUCCUCAUUCGGCUAAAGAAAAGGCCCCCGUUCACAAGAAAGAGCAAGAGGCGGAGGAGGAUUGUGCAGCGUUGCUCCACUCCGCCCGCUUUCACGUUCUGGAUGAGAAGUACCCCUCUCGGCCUGUGGUCCAAGCAGCUGAGAAACCCCAGGAGGAGGAGGAGGAACCAGAAGAGGAGGACGAGAAAAGCGGGAAAGUCUGGGAGGGUAAACCUCAGUCGAGGGAGUCCAGCGACCUGCCCCCUACCAAAAGAAAUAACUGGAUUUUUAUUGAUGAGGAACAAGCCUUUGGUGGAAGGGGCCAGGGACGUGGCCGAGGCCGUGGCUUCAGGGAGUUCACAUUCCGAGGCCGUGGGAGCACUGUGGGUUGUGGGGGUAGCGGCAGCAGCAGCAACAGUAGCAGGGGAGCUUACGGCAGCAGUAACAAUAGCGGUGUCAACAGUACCCAGCGGAGCAGCAGAGGGCGGGCCUUGAGGGAAUUUAACCAGUCGGAAGAGUUUCCUCGGGGGAAACCCAGGCGCAGGAUUGCCAGUGAGACCCACAGCGAAGGUUCGGAGUACGAGGAGCUGCCCAAACGACGACGCCAGCGGGGUUCUGAGAACAGCAACGAGGGCUCCCUUGCGGAGAGGGAGGAAGGUGACCUCAAGAAGGGGGACUUGCAUGACUCCUGGAGAUCCAAUAAGAUCUAUUCGGAUGACCACAGCGCCCUUGAUGCCAAGACAAGGGCCCCGCGAGCUUUUGGGCGGUCUCUGCCCCCAAGGCUUAGCAAUUCUGGGUAUGGGCGAAGAGGCAUUGCUUCCAAGGAGCCUUCGCAGUGGCAGUGCAGGAGUGGGGGAAACACGUGGCAGGAGUACAGCCACGGUACACCUCUGGAUACCUUUGGGGUCAGGCGCCCGUCUGAGAGGGACUAUGGCCAGGACUCCUUUAGCAGGCGUGCCUUUGAGGAGGACCCCGUCGACAGGAGGCUCUACUUCCAAGGGGAUUACGGGGGCGAUCCUGAAAACGUCGAGAACCGCCCUUUCCGUCGCCGGCGUCCACCUCGCCAGGACAAACCACCCCGGUUCAGGCGCUUGAGACAAGAGCGCGAGUCUGCGGGGCAGUGGAACCCGGAAGAAGGUGGGACCAACCUCUUAGCUUGCCAGUGGCCGGGGAGAGCCAAGCUGUCCGUGAUGGACAGGAGCGGCACCUCUACCAGGAGAUCGCCUGAACUGCCCUAUCAGAAUUCCUCUGACCAUGCCAAUGAGGAGUGGGAGACGGCCUCUGAAAGCAGCGACUUCAGCGAGAGGCGGGAGAGGCGCGGCGGUGGCAUCUCGGAGGGUGAGGCCCAGCUGGAUGGCAGCCUUGCCAGCAGUGGCGUGGGGGAAAAGAGGGAGUUGGCCAAGAGGAGCUUUUCGAGCCAGAGACCCUUAGUGGAUCGGCAAAGCCGGAAAGCCGAUUCGGCUGGCUGUGGGGACAAAGCCGUGAGAACUGGUGGAAAUGGAGCAGCUUCUUGCUACGAGAGCCAGCAGCAGAAUGGGGCACAGACGAAAAGCAAAAGAUCUCCAGAAGAAAGCGGGAGCCUUGACCCCAGCAGCUCUGGGAGUGGGCACUCCGUUUACGGCUCCCACACCAACUUGAACAGCGGCGAAGGGCUGGGGAAGAAACCAGAGAGGGAGCCCCAGUCUGCAGCCCAGCAAGCGGGUGAAAAGGGAGAGGCCAUUUCUCAGUUUGAGCUGAACUAUGGAAAUGGUAUCAUGGACGGACGGCUUUCCGGCCCCAUGGAGGAGAAUGAGGUGGGCCCGAUGGGGGGCGAAGGCUUCAUUGAGGUCCUGACGAAGAAGCAGCGGAGGUUGUUGGAGGAGGAGCGGAGGAAGAAAGAGCAAGCAGCCCAGGCUCCAGCCAAAGGCCGCGUCCUUCAGUCUCGUAUCCCUCCACGCUUUGCCAAGAAGCAGAACAGCGUGUGCCUCGAGCAAGGGGACAUUUCGGUUUCUGGAAACAGCCUCGGCACAGAGAUCUGGGAGACCAACAGUCCUGGGCUUUCUGUCCAGUCGUCUGGCACAGAUUCCUGGAGCAAACCCAUCAACACCUUUACUAGCCAUGAAUCCAGCUCUGCCGAGGGGUUUAAAGGCAGCCAAGGGGAUAGUGGCAUUGACUUGAGCGCGGAGUCGCGGGAGUCCUCCGCCACAUCUUCCCAGCGUAGCUCUCCCUACGGCACCCUCAAACCCGAAGAGAUGAGCGGAGGCAGCCUUGCAGACCCCAAAGCUGAUUGCCAGAAAGAGCAAGCUCCAAAGCAGGCGGAUAAAAAGGAUUCAGACCAAGGCUUGGGUCAGAGCAAGGACCACAAGCCCGGACCAAUUGGCAACGAACGCUCCUUGAAAAACAGGAAGGGCUCGGAGGGUGCGGAACGCCUCGAAGGCAGCGUCCCCUCGGUCAAUGGGGUGGAGAUACAUGUGGAUUCGGUCCUUCCUGUGCCACCCAUUGAAUUCGGAGUAAACCCUAAAGACUCGGACUUCAGCCUGCCUCCUGGUUCAGCCUCCAGUUCUGCAGCUAACUCGGUCACAAAAUUACAGGAUGCCCUGGCCAACAACGCUGGGCUGGCGCAGUCCCUCCCCGUCCUCCGGAGAGAUCACCACCUCCCGCGGUGCAUCAACUUGAAUCCCAUCUCUUUCCCUUCCGCAGACCUCACUCUUAAAAUGGAGUCAGCGCGCAAAGCUUGGGAGAACUCCCCAAAUCUCCCAGAACAGAGCUCUCCCGGAGGUGCUGGCAACUCUGGAAUCCAACCCCCUUCCACUGUUGGGGCUUCCAACGGCGUGAGUUACAGCUCCUUCGGCGGCGUUUCCGUGCCACCGAUGCCUGUGGCUUCUGUAGCACCAUCUGCUUCGAUCCCAGGACCGUUAUGGAAAAGGACUGCAGAAGUAGGAUUCUGGAGUUCAGUAUGGGGUGGGACUCCUGUAUCUUUGAUGGCCGGGUGGAAGGGAGAUGGCAACCACAUCCCACCGCUCUAUUUGGAUGGCCACGUCUUUGCCAGCCAGCCCCGUCUCAUCCCCCAGACGAUAACCCAGCAGCAGAGCUAUCAGCAGGCCGCUGCAGCUCAGCAGAUCCCGCUCUCUCUCCACACGUCAUUGCAGGCUCAGGCCCAGCUCGGGCUAAGGGGAGGCCUUCCUGUUUCACAGUCCCAGGAGAUCUACAGCUCAAUCCAGCCUUUCAGAUCUCAGGUCUACGUGCACCCCAGCCUGUCCCAACCAAACACCGUGGUCCUGACAGGGGGCACUGCCCUGAAGCCUCCUUAUUCCGCCUUCGCAGGCAUGCAGCCCUUGGAGAUGGUGAAGACACAGUCUGGAUCCCCUUACCAGCCAGUUAACGGGAGCCAGGCCCUGGUAUACGAAGGCCAGAUCAGUCAGGCGCCCAGCAUGGGAGCCUCGCAGAUGAUGGACUCGCAGCUUACGCAGCUGACGAUGCCGAUGCCAGGGUCCCAGCUUCCGAUGCCCCGUUACGGUUCUGGCCAGCAGCCGCUGAUACUACCGCAGUCCAUCCAGCUCCCCCAAGGCCAGAACCUGUCUGUUGGAGCUCCUCGCAGAAUCCUCUCGCCUGGCUCCCAGCUGCCUGUCCUUGCAACGAGCAGGGAGGUAAGAAGCAACAGGUCCUCACACGUGGAAAUGAAAGGGUUCCACUUUGCAGAUGCGAAACAGAAUGCGCCCACGGGAGGGUCUGUCCCGUCGCCUCAUGCAUACAGGCCUAAUUCUGCCAGCCCCAGUGGGAAGCCCUCUGGACCGGCCAUCAGUAUGAACCCUGUGCAGGGGCAUUACAUCCAGCAGGCAAAACAGCGAGUGGAUGAAAGCAAAGGCAGCCUUGGUGCCGUGAAAUUGCAGGAGCCCCCCUCUGCCAGUCAGAUGAAGCCGACGCGCACAGGAGCAAUCAAGCCUCAGGCGGUCAAGGUGGAAGAGAGCAAGGCCUAAGCAACUGUGCCCCCACCACCACCACUGCCAGUCCCCCUCCCUGGAUGCCUGUCAGCUUGUUCUACUUGUCACACAGAGAGAGAGAGAGAAGGCUCUGCAAAUCACUCCACAUUUUCCACCCCUGGUGACCGGCUGCGCUGAGACUUCCUUUUUCCCCUUGCAUUGGCUUUUCUGCAACUCGCCUGUCAGCCACCCAAAGCGACGGUCGUCCGAGUCCCCCUCCCAGCAAAGCGAUUCUUGAGCAGUGGAUUGUGAUGUUGCUUUCAAACGACGACCACAGCAACAAAAGGCAAACAUCCCAGGCACUGCCACUGCCCCCUUCCCAAAAUGACUUACUGAGUGGUUCUGGUUAUUUUUGUUUGACUUAUUCCCACUUGCAAACAGCGGCCUCUGCUUUUUUGGGGUGAAGCCCUCCCCUCCCCUCCUCCUCUUCAUGUCUCAGCUGAGUGGUAACAGGAAGCCAGGAGUACUCCGGAAACUGCUUCUGCUUCUCUUUUUUUUAAAAUAACACAACAGUCUGCCAAGGUUUUUAAGAAAAUGGGAUGCUGUCUGUUUUGUUCUAUAGACAAACUUUUCUCUGUUAUCUCUCCUUUCCCUCUCCUCCUUCCUCUACUCCUCUUUGCUUUCUGGAAAAGAAUCCCCCUCCCGUCAAAAUCAUGUGCUUGAAUGGAUUUCUCCCCCUUUUACUUGGGCAGAGCGAGGGGAUGGAAUGAAGAUCCCGUGCGAUGCGUUGAACUUUCGACACUCCCUUGAUGUGAAGCUGUGAAGGCGCUUAGGGUUGCAUCCAACAUUAGCCCUACUCAGAGUUGACCCAUUGAAAAUAAUGGACAUGACACUUGUGGGUCCAUUAAGUUCAUUGGAUCCACUUUAAGCAGAAUUUAGUUGGCUGGAACCCCUUAGUCCUUGGCUGCUUAGAUUCCUUGCAAGUAAAUCCAGGAUAGGUAAAGGCCUUCGGCAGCUUAGGAUAAGUGUUCCCCCUGCUGUCUUCAUGAAAUUAUAGAAGCAGAGCUUGUUUUAGAAGUUAAAAAGUAAAAGAUGUGUAAGAAAGGCAUUUAUAGUAGGACCAACACCAUGAAUCCCAAAGCCCUCUUCUGCUCAGAGCUAUAUAGUUCUGGCCUGUCUCUCCCCCCCCCCCGCAUGGCUAAAAGGAAAAGAAAUCAGUGUCGCUUUCAUUUUAAGAAAGGCUUCCAAGUUUCUUCCAUGAGAUUCCCCCCUACCCCCCAAUCUGGU
This is a messenger RNA of Rhineura floridana, 9653 nucleotides long. It is a transcript of the gene PRRC2B, whose product is annotated as proline rich coiled-coil 2B. Lineage: Eukaryota; Metazoa; Chordata; Lepidosauria; Squamata; Rhineuridae. The transcript has 34 exons. Gene Ontology annotation, biological process: cell differentiation. The record is from RefSeq and is a predicted model, not a curated record. Bases 1575 to 8423 code for a protein of 2282 amino acids.